AAAGAACACUUUUUUUCACCCCACCAUUUUUAACCGCUCACUGUUUCAUACAUCCAAGUGAGAUAACACCUGCGUGAAACGUUCACUUGGCGUGUGGGGCCCAAACAGUAUAUAGCGUAAAAAAUGGCGUUUUCGGUGUUGGUUUUUCUUUCCUCACGAGAGCAGCCCACUUUUUACCAGCAGUAGUUUACCUAGUGAGCAUAUGCAUACAGAGGUGUAUGAUUAUUACCCCUUUGUGAAAGCACGAACCUACGUAAGUAGGGAAGAAGGCCCCCCAGUUUUUCCCCAUUUUUAACCGUCAAGGAUGUUCUCCCUGUUUCGCAUAGAGGACGUGAUAAAGAUUGAACCCCAUUUUAUGGAGGAGGAGUUAAAAACUGUGAUUGAAUUUUUGAUAAGGGCCAAGUAUGUCGACAAGGUGCUGCAAAAUGUGGGUCUGUGUGUUGGCCUGUACGACAUACUGGAGGUGAAGAAUAGGGAGAUUCUAAAAGGAACAGGGGAGAUUCGAUUUGACGUAAUUUUCAGGCUGGUAUAUUUCCAUCCGUUUGAAAAUGAAAUUAUUGAGGGCUUCGUUAAAAAUUCCGACUCGAAUGGGAUCAUAAUCAGCAUAGGCUUCUUCGAGAACAUCCGGGUGAACUGUGCCAAUUUGAGGGAGCCCAAGGAGUUUGAUAUGGAGAAGAAGGAGUGGUUCUGGACAUACGAGGGGAUAAAAUUUUUUUACACAAAAGAUGAGUUGAUCAGGGUGCGGGUGCUGGACACCUAUUUUAGCGACCCCAACGAGAUGCGGAAGGAUGAGACGACGCCAUCGAUGUCCAUAACGGGCACCGUGCAGCAGGACGGGCUAGGCCUGGUUAAAUGGUGGAACUA
Messenger RNA from Plasmodium cynomolgi strain B, 864 nucleotides. Its product is annotated as RNA polymerase Rpb7 N-terminal domain containing protein. The annotation marks the transcript as partial. Lineage: Eukaryota; Apicomplexa; Aconoidasida; Haemosporida; Plasmodiidae. The record is from RefSeq and is a predicted model, not a curated record. Gene Ontology annotation, biological process: transcription initiation at RNA polymerase III promoter; DNA-templated transcription. The transcript is spliced from 6 exons. Gene Ontology annotation, cellular component: RNA polymerase III complex.